This is a messenger RNA of Juglans regia (Persian walnut), 1176 nucleotides long. Its product is annotated as bidirectional sugar transporter SWEET17. Gene Ontology annotation, cellular component: membrane. The record is from RefSeq and is a predicted model, not a curated record. The transcript has 7 exons. Gene Ontology annotation, biological process: carbohydrate transport. Gene Ontology annotation, molecular function: sugar transmembrane transporter activity. Lineage: Eukaryota; Viridiplantae; Streptophyta; Magnoliopsida; Fagales; Juglandaceae. Bases 164 to 907 code for a protein of 247 amino acids.
AUCUGUCAAUCAUUUCCCUGUAAUCAUUGUAGUCUCUGGAAAGUUACUGACUGAGAGGAAUUUACAUCUGUUUUACACCUCUCCCUCUCUGUCUAGCUCCCUUAAAUCCCCAUCUUCUUCCCCUAACAGAAACCCCCUUCAGUUCUGACUUUCAAGUAUUGACAUGGAAGAACUGAGUUUUUAUAUUGGGAUCAUAGGCAACAUCAUCUCAGUACUAAUGUUUCUUUCCCCCGUUUGUGAAUGCAGCGGAACAUUUUGGAGAAUAAUAAAGCAGCGGUCGACAGAGCAGUUUGAGAGCCUUCCUUACAUCUGCACAUUGUUGAAUUCAUCUUUGUGGACUUACUAUGGAAUUAUAAAGGCAGGGGAAUUACUCGUGGCCACUGUUAAUGGUUUUGGCAUCCUUGUCGAAACUAUCUACGUCACUUUAUUUCUUAUAUAUGCGCCUGCAAGAUCUAAGGCUAUGACAGUCAUUCUUGUCGGGUUGUUGGAUGUGGGCUUCCUAGCAGCAGCGAUUCUAGUUACUCAAUUGGCAUUGCAGGGAGAGACACGUAUUGAUGCUGUAGGGUUCCUGGGUGCAGGGCUUAACAUUGCAAUGUACAGCUCACCUCUAGCCGUCAUGAGAACAGUGGUGACAACCAAGAGUGUGGAGUACAUGCCAUUCUUUCUCUCAUUUUUUCUCUUCUUGAACGGUGGGACUUGGGCUUUCUAUGCUCUUCUCGUGCGCGAUUACUUCCUUUUGGUACCGAAUGGAUCUGGGUUUCUACUUGGAACAGUGCAGCUAGUGCUAUAUGCAAUUUACAGGAAGCCCAACCUGUCCAAAAAUGUUUCUGAUCAUAGACUGGAAGAAGGAUGGCAACAACAGGCCGAACCCCUCAUCUCCAGUACCUCAAGUCGAUCAAUUACAUGAAAAAUCAUAGCUCUCUGCAGUGCAGUAUAGUGCAUUUUUCCAACUAUAUUCAUAUAAAGUAAAUUACUUGAAGCGAUUGCAGAUUAAAAUUGGGUUGAGUGUCGUGCGUGAGAGUACUACUACUACUACAGCUCGAUCGUGUUCUAGCUAGCUUAAUUUAAAUUUCGAGCUACCUAUGAUCGAUAAUAAUUGCUUAAGUUCUCUAGUUUUGUUUUGGAAGGUCAUGUUUAGACGCCAAAAUGUUAUAUUUAGAGGAGGAGUCCUGCUAC